UCCCCACAAACGCCUUCACCUCCUCCGUCCCCGGAUCCCCUCAACUCCCUCCCUACCUACCCCUUGCGCAUCCGACCGACCAUGUCGCCGGCGGAGCCGACGCGGGAGGAGAGCGUGUACAUGGCCAAGCUUGCGGAGCAGGCCGAGCGGUACGAGGAGAUGGUGGAGUUCAUGGAGCGCGUGGCCAAGGCCACCGGCGGGGCGGGGCCCGGGGAGGAGCUCUCCGUCGAGGAGCGCAACCUGCUCUCCGUUGCCUACAAGAACGUCAUCGGGGCCCGCCGCGCGUCCUGGAGGAUCAUCUCCUCCAUCGAGCAGAAGGAGGAGGGCCGGGGCAACGACGCGCACGCCGCCACCAUCCGCUCCUACCGCACCAAGAUCGAGGCCGAGCUCGCCAAGAUCUGCGACGGAAUCCUCGCGCUGCUCGACUCCCACCUCGUGCCCUCCGCUGGCGCCGCCGAGUCCAAGGUCUUCUACCUCAAGAUGAAGGGCGACUACCACAGGUAUCUUGCUGAGUUUAAAUCUGGUGCGGAGAGGAAGGAAGCUGCCGAGAGCACCAUGAACUCAUACAAAGCUGCUCAGGACAUCGCUCUUGCAGAUUUGGCUCCGACUCACCCCAUCAGGCUUGGGCUUGCACUCAACUUCUCUGUGUUCUACUAUGAAAUCUUGAACUCCCCUGACCGUGCCUGCAACCUUGCAAAACAGGCCUUUGAUGAGGCUAUAUCAGAGCUGGACAGCCUGGGUGAAGAAUCCUACAAGGACAGCACUUUGAUCAUGCAGCUUCUGCGUGACAACUUGACUCUAUGGACAUCCGACACCAAUGAAGAUGGUGGUGAUGAGAUCAAGGAAGCCCCAGCUCCGAAAGAAUCCGGAGAAGGACAGUAAGCUGAAUCCAGACACUUGUCUGAUGCGCCAGCUGUUCUUGGGGUGUAACAGAAACCGAUGGUCUUGGAUUUCGAUAGCAAUCUUCUAGUACGCGUACUGUUGUGGUCGCUACUUUGACACUGUUUAAUUAAGCACUUUAGAGGUUUCUGGUGUUGAUAAAUGCUUGCUGGAUUAUCGUUUUCUUGUUCAAUCCGGCCACAAGCAAAAACCUGCUCUUUUGCGCCAUUAGAAUGUUUGCUGUAUCAACCAUGUCUGACAAGACUUGCUGCAUCUAGUACUAUUUUGCUGAAA
Messenger RNA from Lolium rigidum, 1173 nucleotides. RefSeq names its product 14-3-3-like protein GF14-D. Gene Ontology annotation, cellular component: cytoplasm. The transcript is spliced from 5 exons. The record is from RefSeq and is a predicted model, not a curated record. Gene Ontology annotation, biological process: signal transduction. Lineage: Eukaryota; Viridiplantae; Streptophyta; Magnoliopsida; Poales; Poaceae. Bases 82 to 882 code for a protein of 266 amino acids.